AUGGAUUUCAUUCGGGUGCCAAUCGCGGUUGUUGUCAUCCUGUUUAUCUGCUGGCUGAUGUCUGAUAACCGUGCGCGUGUGCCCUGGCGCCUGGUAUUUAUCGGACUGGCCAUGCAAUUCACGUUUGCGCUGCUGGUGUUAGGGUCCUCCAUUGGUCAGCAGGUGUUACGUGCCAUAAGUGAUGGCGUCACACAGGUGGUGGCCUCUUCUGCCGCCGGCGCAGAAUUUGUUUUUGGUACUGGUUACCAGGAACAUUUCAUCGCGUUUUCGAUUCCGGCCACCAUCAUCUUCUUUUCCCUGCUCAUGUCAUUGCUGUACCACUUCGGCAUCGUGCAAUGGAUUGUGAAAGGUAUGGCGGCGGGCAUUCGUAAACUGCUGCCUGUGUCAGGUGCGGAAUCGCUGACUGCGUGCGCUAACGUCUUUAUUGGUAACACCGAAGCGCCACUCAUCAUUAAGCCGUAUAUCGCGGGUAUGACCCGCUCGGAAAUCAUGGCGAUGAUGACGGCUGGAAUGGCAACCAUAAGCGGCGGCAUGCUGGCGGUGUAUAUUGGACUUGGAGCGGAUGCGGGUUACCUGAUUACUGCAUCGCUGAUGGCUGCACCCGGCGCGCUGGUGGUGGCCAAGAUCAUGGUGCCGGAAACCGAAAAUCCCGUAACGAUGGGCAAAGAAGUUGUAAAUCUGCCGUCUGACUCAGUGAAUAUGUUUCAAGCCAUGACUAAAGGCGCAUCAGAUGGUCUGAUUCUGGCGGCCAAUGUAGUGGCCAUGUUGAUUGCCUUUGUCUCUAUGGUGGCGCUGCUCAACUGGCUCAUGGGUCUUGCGCCAGAUGUACUGGGUGAACCGUUAACAUUGCAGCGUGUGUUUGGUUGGGUGUUUUAUCCUUUUGCAGUACUGAUUGGCGCGGACCUUGCUGAUGCCGCAAAAAUAGGCAACCUGUUGGGGAUGAAGAUAUUUCUGACUGAAUUUCUGGCCUAUACCGAACUGCAGACGUUAGGUGAUCAGAUAUCCGAUCGCUCCAGAGCAGUGGCCACUUUUGCCCUGUGUGGAUUCAGCAGCUUUGUGUCUAUCGGAGUGCAGGUAGGCGGUAUUGGUGCGCUGGUGCCCGAGCGACGUGAUGACAUCGCCCACACUGCACUGCGAUGCAUGAUCGGUGGCACCCUCGUGACAUUGAUGACAGACCAACAGCAACAAUUCUCCGAGCAGGGGUAUGUUGUGCUGGAGAAUUUCAAAUCACCAGAGGCGCUUGCAGGUCUGCGCCAGGCAGCCCAGGACGUUAUUGAGGGCUUUGAUUUUUCGUCGCACCAGCAUGUUUUCUCAACCACAGCUGAAGCAGCCGCUCUGGGUGAGUACUUCCUCACCUCUGGCGAUCAGGUGCGCUGCUUUCUGGAAUCCGGGGCCGCUGAUGAAAAUGGUCAGUUGCGGGUGGAUAAACAGUUAUCGGUGAAUAAGCUGGGUCAUGCCAUGCACGAUCGUAUUCCGGCCUUCCGCCGCUUUUCCGCUGAUCCGCGCCUGACCACCUUGAUGCAUGAGGUUGGCGUACAAACCCCUCAUGUCUGGCAGUCGAUGUAUAUUUUCAAACAACCGCAGAUUGGCGGUGAAGUGGGCUGGCAUCAGGAUGCCACCUAUUUCUAUACCCAACCCCAGAGUGUAAAGACCCUGUGGUUUGCCAUUGACGACGCAACUCUGCAGAACGGGUGUUUGUGGGUUGCAGAUGCGGGUUCAGAUACGCCGCUGCGUGAAGUGUUUGAAGUGGUUGAUGGCCGUCCGCGAACACGGCGACUUGACCGGACGCCCUGGCCCGAUCUGCAGCAGGCCAAGCCUCUGGAGGUGAAAGCCGGCACGCUGGUCUGCUUUUCAGGCACCUUGCCGCACUAUAGUGGGCCAAACACAUCAGACAAGGCGCGCCACGCAUAUACCUUACAUGUUGUCGAUGGUGAAGCGGAUUAUCCAGUGACAAACUGGAUACAGCGGGGUGAAGAUCUGCCGGUGCGUGGUUUCCUCUGA
Molecule: messenger RNA, 2001 nt
Organism: Symbiodinium necroappetens
Lineage: Eukaryota; Dinophyceae; Suessiales; Symbiodiniaceae
Source: the annotation of a GenBank genome assembly